UGAAGGUUGCACCUGGUUGGUGGAAGGAGUGGAGCCCGGAUCUCACCGGGUCCCAGAGAAGGCGGAAGUGCCAGGACCUGGACACCUACCUGUGGAACCUCUGCGUACAGGAAUUCUUGUGCAAGAUCUGAGAGAGGAGGGUGACAUGUGGAGGUGCCUUGGGUCCAGUUCUCAGUCCUAGGCAGCCAGAAGAGCAGUAGGUCACUUACCUGGCGGCACGGCAGGAAAGCCGGAGGGACCAGUCUGCCUGGGAUAAAGAGCAACGAUGACCUGAAUGUGCGUCUGAGUUCUAGUCUGAAGCCAAGGGCUGAGAACAAUGUCCUGGAGACCAUGAAGUAGGGCUGUGGGCCUUACUGGCCAGGAAAAAGGGGGUUUCAGGGUUGGAGUGGUUCCUUAAGCUACAUAGGGACCUUCCUUGGUGUCUGGACUAGUAAUAUGGCUCAGUAGAGGUUUAGGUACCUGGAGUGCAUAAGCAAUUUCUAGGGCCAGGAAGCAGCAAGCUAUCUAGACCCAUUUCUCAAAUGGAAGACUUCCUCUAGGGUGCCACCUAUUACCUAACAAGGCUAGCUCUAUCUGGAGGCUCUCCCCACUGCCCACAAUGUCCUGUUUCCAUGGUGAAUCUUCCUAUCUGUUUCUGCCAAGGUUUCUGGAUGUGAGUCACCCAGAACUGGACUUGAACCUCAGGUUCUCUCCUUAUAGGUGUGAGAGCCUGGGCGAGUCACUCCACCUCUCUGAGCUUCGACUGGUCCAUCUGUAAACAUGAGCAACAACCCCACUCUGCCAGCCUUGCAGGGUUGUUGUGAAGAUUAGAUGAGUCGUGCCCAUGGAGUGCUCAUGGGCAUUGCCAUGAGUCAUGGCAUUUAGAGGCACAGGCACCCAGGCAUCGUCUCACCAUGAGUCCUUAUUUUUACAGAUGUGGAGAUUGGCAGUAGGAGAAGGCAGCCGGCUGCUCAAGGGCCCCACACUAGGUCGGUGGGCCAGCCUCAGCUAGUAGGUCCAGGUCUCCUGGAGAUCCUCCCAUCCCACGGCUGCGGCCACUGUACAGACGCGCUCUCUCUUCAAGGGCUAGACACAACCCAAGCUUGGGCAUCCCAGCUCCUGGCCAGCAGCAGCCAUGAACUAUGUGGGGCAGCUGGCAGAGACGGUGUUUGGAACAGUUAAGGAACUCUACAGGGGCCUAAACCCCGCCACGUUGAGUGGCGGCAUCGACGUGCUGGUGGUGAAGCAGACAGACGGCUCCUUCCGAUGCUCACCCUUCCACGUCCGGUUCGGCAAGCUGGGUGUCCUGCGGUCACGGGAGAAGGUGGUGGACAUUGAAAUCAAUGGAGAGCCUGUGGACUUGCACAUGAAGCUGGGGGACAGUGGCGAGGCCUUCUUUGUCCAGGAGCUGGACAGUGAUGAGGAAGAUGUACCUCCUCGCCUGUGCACCUCACCCAUCCCAUGGGGAGGCCUGUCAGGCUUUCCCUCAGACUCCCAACUGGGCACAGCCAGUGAGCCUGAGGGCCUCGUCAUCACUGGGCGGAAAAAGAGGCGGCGCAGGAGGAAACCCAGGCGCAGGGAGGAUGCUGUGGACUCCAGUUCUGAGGAGUUGGAGGCAGGUGCUGAGAGUGAGCUGCCCUUGCCAGAAAAGCCAACACCAGAGUCCCCAAGUGCUCAGGAGGAAGAGGAGUCCUCAUUGCAGCCUAAGGACAUCUACCCUUACUCUGAUGGCGAGUGUACCCCGCAGGCCAACCUUUCAUCAGGUGACCUAAUGUCCCCUAAGAGUGACUCUGAGCUGGAGCUGCGGUCCUUGGAGCCUAGUCCUCUGAGAGCGGAAUCUCACAUGCAUUGGGCCUGGGGGAGACUGCCAAAGGUGGCGAAAGCUGAGCGGCUUGAGUUGUCCGUGGUCCUUGACAGCAUGGCCGAGGCAAUCCCUGCUCUUCCCGGACCACUCGAACCUGGCAUUUCUUCUUCCUCCUCCGUGGCUGGUAUGGACCCUUUGAGACUCCCACUGCUGCAGCCAGCGGCCGGGGCUGAUACAGUGCAUCCUGACGUGGAGACACACUGUGAGGGAACUCUAGCGGAUUCUCCUCUUGCUGCCCCAGAGAGUAAGGAAACCAAGACUCAGAAUUCUAGGGGUGCAGUCCACCCUCCUGCCACUAAAUCAUGGAGCUGGGCUACUCUGGAGAGCCACAUUCCCUCUGGGCAUCCAGAAGUCUCCAAGGGAAAAGGUUCCCUGAAGAGAAACCACCACCUGGGGCCCAGUGACAUCUACCUGGAUGAUCUAUCCUCCUUGGACUCUGAGAAUGCAGCCCUUUAUUUCCCCCAGAGUGACAGUGGGAUGGGGGCCAGGAGGUGGAGUGAGCCCAGUAACCGGAAACUCCUGGAGAACCCCAACCCCGAGCACACAGCAGAACCCACUCUGGACUCAGUGGACAAAAUAGCAUUGUCCCUCUGCGGUGGACUGGCUGACACCCGAGACAUCUCCCUGGAGAAGUUCAACCAGCACAUGGUCUCCUAUGAGGACCUCACUAAAAAUCCCGGGCUUCUGGAUGACCCAAACCUCGUGGUGAAAAUCAAUGAGAAGCAUUACAACUGGGCUGUGGCUGCUCCUAUGAUCCUUUCUCUGCAAGCCUUCCAGAGGAACUUACCUGAGCACACUGCCCAGAGGGAGAAAACCACAACCAGGAAGCAGCAGGGAGAGAAGACAGAAGUCCUAAGCAGUGACGAUGAUGCCCCAGACAGCCCUGUGAUCCUUGAAGUCCCCCCACCACUGCCACCUGCCACCCCAGGCUACAUCCCUACCUACAAGAAGUCCCUUCGUCUGUCUUCUGAUCAGAUCCGAUGUCUGAACCUGCAUGAAGGAGCUAAUGAUGUGGUCUUCAGUGUGACUACCCAGUACCAAGGCACCUGCCGUUGCAAAGCCACCAUCUACCUGUGGAACUGGGAUGACAAGGUGGUCAUCUCUGACAUUGACGGCACCAUCACCAAGUCAGAUGCUCUGGGCCACAUUCUGCCCCAGCUGGGGAAAGACUGGACACAUCAGGGCAUUACUAGUCUCUACCACAAAAUCCACCUAAACGGGUACAAAUUCCUGUACUGCUCAGCACGGGCCAUCGGCAUGGCUGACCUCACCAAGGGCUACUUGCAGUGGGUGAGCGAGCGUGGCUGUGGCCUUCCCAAGGGCCCCAUCCUGCUGUCUCCCAGCAGCCUCUUCUCUGCCCUCCACAGGGAGGUGAUCGAGAAAAAGCCAGAGGUGUUCAAGGUUGCCUGCCUGAGUGACAUCCAGCAGCUGUUUCUGCCCCAAGGACAACCCUUCUAUGCUGCCUUUGGGAACAGGCCAAAUGAUGUUUUUGCCUACCGGCAGGUGGGCCUCCCUGAAUCUCGAAUCUUCACAGUCAACCCCCGGGGAGACCUCGUGCAGGAACUCAUAAAGAACCACAAAUCCACGUACCAGCGGCUCGGGGAGGUGGUUGAGCUUCUCUUCCCGCCCGUGGGCCGUGGCCCCAGCACAGACUUGGCCAACCCUGAAUACAGCAACUUCUGCUAUUGGCGGGAGCCACUGCCACAUGUGGACUUUGACUGCCUGGCUUGAGCCUGCCCAGGCUGUUCUCCUUGGUCUGACCUAGGCCUGGUGGGGAGCUGAGGACACCAAGGAUUAUAAAAUGAGUGCCGUGGGGCCAACCCAACAAAGAGGCUGCACGGUGGUUGGCAGUGAGAGACCCUCCCUUCUCCUUGGAACACAAAUGCUGUAGUCUUCGGUGUGAUUACUCAGUACCAGGGCGCCCGCCACUACAAGGGGCCAUCUCCUUGAAGAAAUGAAAUGGCAAGGCAGUCAUUGCUGAUACAGAUGGCACCAUCAUCAAGUGGGGCUCAGCUGGCUGUGGGGGGCAUGGGGAGUACUGGGGACUACGGGUGUGCCUAGGGCCUACCUCCCCACCAGCGGUGGGGCAGCUGCACCAGGCCUAAGUACAGCCCUGACCUCUAACAAUUAAAUGUGUCACUAGGGCCCUUGCAGGAUUCUCUAUCCCCGAGGUCAGUGGUUCUCAACCUGUGGGUAGUGACCCCUUCACAGGGGUCACAUAUCUGAUAUCCUGGAUAUUUACA
Messenger RNA from Peromyscus leucopus (white-footed mouse), 4086 nucleotides. RefSeq names its product lipin 3 (gene Lpin3). Gene Ontology annotation, biological process: fatty acid catabolic process; triglyceride biosynthetic process; positive regulation of transcription by RNA polymerase II. Gene Ontology annotation, cellular component: nucleus. The transcript is spliced from 20 exons. The coding region runs from base 1115 to 3574 and encodes 819 amino acids. The record is from RefSeq and is a predicted model, not a curated record. NCBI's taxonomy places the organism in Eukaryota, Metazoa, Chordata, Mammalia, Rodentia, Cricetidae. Gene Ontology annotation, molecular function: transcription coactivator activity; phosphatidate phosphatase activity.